This is a messenger RNA of Cheilinus undulatus (humphead wrasse), 440 nucleotides long. Its product is annotated as protein S100-A1-like. Gene Ontology annotation, cellular component: perinuclear region of cytoplasm. Bases 33 to 338 code for a protein of 101 amino acids. Lineage: Eukaryota; Metazoa; Chordata; Actinopteri; Labriformes; Labridae. The record is from RefSeq and is a predicted model, not a curated record. The transcript has 2 exons. Gene Ontology annotation, molecular function: transition metal ion binding; calcium ion binding.
AACAGUGACUAUCUCCUACUCUCUCAUCAAACAUGGACCCAAUGAGGGACCCGAGUGCGAUGGAAUUUUCUGUUGCCUGCAUUGUUGGGAUCUUCAAUCGUUAUUCUGGUGGCGCUGAGAGUCUCACCAAGUGUCAGGCCAAGGACCUGCUAAAGGCAGAGAUGCCCGAGUUGGUCGAGGCGGCCGACAGUCGAGAAGGGUUUGACGCUUUGUUUGAUUCAUUGGAUUGUAACGACGAUGGUAAAAUCUGCUUCCCUGAGUUCAUCCAGAUGGUGGGGUUCAUGGCCACUGCCUUUAAUGAGAUGUUCAUCAGGAUGCAACAACAGUGCGGGAAGUGAAGGAGGACAACACCCUGGGGUGGAGUCGGAUGGCUCCAGCAGAGAGACGACAUCCCUGCAGUGGCUUCUUUGUUUACUAGAUAAAUAAAGUAAUACUCUCCA